CUGUGACGGAGAUUGACUCACUUUGCUUUUCAUGCCCACACCAUGUCAUUCAUAUUUAGCCAACGUAGCAAUGCAAACAAAACAACGUCAAUGGACUACAAUGCUAUGACUCAGGAUUUAAGUAAUAUACCAGCGCACACGCACUAUAAUGAACUACGUACAAAUUUACAGUCAUUCCUCGAUGACGAGAACUUAGUUGUGCCACACAUUACAAAAGAAUACACGGUGAAAGACAAGGAUGUUACCGAUAUCAUGGAGCAAGUGCAAGCGGAGAGCCAAGCUACCAAGGAGCAGCGACAAGAGACCAGAGCAGUAGCUAAUAAGUUGUUAAUGACAAUAGAAGAGCUGGAUUUGAUGCGACAGCCAGUACAAGAGGCUGCAUCGCAUAUAAGUCAGAUCCAGCAGGAUGUCCUUGUCAGCUCAGAUGCCUUGGAACAGACGAAAUCGGGGAUGUUGUGACGUGUAAAUUUCAUUAGGCCAUUUG
Molecule: messenger RNA, 484 nt
Organism: Umbelopsis ramanniana AG
Lineage: Eukaryota; Fungi; Mucoromycota; Umbelopsidomycetes; Umbelopsidales; Umbelopsidaceae
Exons: 2
Coding region: 43-459 (138 amino acids)
Source: RefSeq, a predicted model, not a curated record